AUGGCGCCGGCGCCGUGGGCCUCUGGCGGGCACAGCAGGGCCGCUACCGCCACGCCAUGGACUUGCCUCUUCUGCUCGGGCAGGGAUGGGCAGGCCUGCAUGAAGAAGGCGUCCCGCACGGGGUGCAGCAUGUGCGGCCUCGCCGAGGGCAGUUGUUUCCUCGGGAAGGUGGAGUCCAAGGAGCCGUCGCGCCGGGUGCUCCCAGCGCCCACGCAACGCGAGAAGGACCUCAGGGCCCGAGAGGCCGCACUUCGCAUGCGCGAGGCCGCCCUCGAGACGACCGAGAAGGAGGCCCAGGCUGUCCAGAAAGGGCCAGCGGCAGGAGGGGGUGACAGCCCUGGCGCCGCCGACACGGCCAAGGCCGACAGGCUCCGCGCCGAUCUGGAGGCCCUGGGCGGCAUGGAGGGCACCGGGGUCGAGCAACCCCGCGCGGAGAAGCGUGAACAGCUCCGCACCCUGCAGGCCGCGCGGCUGGCGGCCAAGCCAGUGCACAUCCAGCUCAAGGAGCUCGACGAGAAGCUGCAGCGCAAACUCCAUGUUGUGGAGCGCCUGGAGCUUACCGACAUCCCCGCGGCCUCGCAGAAGGUUGCUUCGCUGCAGGCCGAGCACGCCAAGGCGGCCGCGGAGGCAGCGGAGCUGCAGAAGCAGCAGGACACCGUGGUGCUAGCCGCGGUGCCUUCGGCGAUGCCCAAGGAGGGCGCUUCCCAGACUUGCCGGGCCCGUGCGGCGCUCGAGCUGUCCGAGAAUCUCGGGGAGUUGCUGGUCGGCGACAGCGCUGGGCCCUACAAGGUGGCGGUGGACGCGCUGGUGGCCGCGGCCAAGGUUCCCGACCUCGACAUGCUCGACUGGGAAGACCAAGCUGCGCUCGACAAGUUCUUCGGCGAGUUGGACUCUGGCGUUGCUGCUGCUGACGAUGGCGACGGCACCCGCACAGCCAGGCGAGCUAAGGCCAAGGCGGCUGCGCAGCUGGCUGGGCAGCUCGUCGCCAAGACGAUCGGCAAGAAAAAAGGCACCAACGGCGACUGGCCUGAGGCCGAAUGUGGGGGCGACCCAACGCCAGGUGCAUUGGAAACCGCCGAGACCUACCCCAAGGAGAACUUGAGCAUCAUGGGCGCCAACGUCAAUGCUUGGAGCAGCCUGCCGGCGCUGCUGCAGUGGGUUGACGCCGAGAGUGCGGCAGGCAGGCUGGCGGAUGCCAGGUCGAGAGCUCCAAGUCCGCCCACAGAGUGCGGCCGGCGCCUGGGGGUGGCGCUGCCUGGCGGGAUCGCCCUGCUGUCGGUCUAUUGUGAGAUCAGCUUUGGGGCAAAAUGCAACACCGGCCUGCUCGGCGCCCUGGCGAAGCUCGCGCUGAGCCUUGACGUGAUGUGGGUUGUCCAGGGUGACUGGAACAUGACGCUAGAAGAGCUGGGGGAGUUUGGUUUCCUGCCCCUGGAGCGCGGGGCCUUGGUGGUGCCAGAAAGCGCCCUUUGCUCGAGUUGCAGCGACGAGGAGCGACGUCGGCAAGAUGGUAAUGACGCUGCAGGAAGUAUGAAGGGAGCUCGCACCAUCGACUAUUUCGUGGAAUCGAAGCUGGCUGACCUGCGGAGCCAGAAGAUGGCCCAGGUGCCUGUCCGCUUCAAGCCCUUCGAGGUUCACCCGCUGAUCGGCCCCGGCCCCAAGCUGGACGAACUGCCCUUGCAUUGGAGUUGGCCCGCGGGGACGCGCGAGGCGUGCCCGGUCGAGCAGAUGGCGCAGGAGUGGUUCACACUCGCGGAGCAGAAGUUGCCUCGGGACCAGGGCAUCGACUAG
Messenger RNA from Prorocentrum cordatum, 1788 nucleotides. The record is from the annotation of a GenBank genome assembly. NCBI's taxonomy places the organism in Eukaryota, Dinophyceae, Prorocentrales, Prorocentraceae.